Messenger RNA from Trypanosoma cruzi, 766 nucleotides. RefSeq lists its product as uncharacterized. The transcript has a single exon. The annotation marks the transcript as partial. Lineage: Eukaryota; Euglenozoa; Kinetoplastea; Trypanosomatida; Trypanosomatidae. The record is from RefSeq and is a predicted model, not a curated record.
GAGUGACUUUUGCAUCCACACCCAGCGGAAAGCAACGCUUCUCCUCAACAUCAAUGUGAGUUAUCGAUGGACGGAGAAUGAUGAACUUGCCGACUUUCUUGCGGCAAAGAACAACCUCCUUGUCUUUGGGAAGCUGCAAUACGAUGAGACGUACAUUACAUUGCUUCGAGGCAUUUCAGGCAUCCCCGACGUGUUAUCCCGCUCCCCGAAACUAUUUCAAUUUGAUGUGACUCCUAACGCGUCGCAUUUAGACGCAUUUGGGGUAGUGGAAGGACACCCGUUGCAACGGGAUGGUGCAUUUGAGCACGUGGUCUACCCGUUUCGAGAAAUGGCACUGUUGUACCGUGGACAAGUUGUUCAAAAGCUAUCCGAUUCAGAAGUCAUGAACACUUUUUUUAGUGGAGAUAGAAACUUUACAUUGCAACAAGUGACACGGGAUUUAAAUCAAUUGAGUGAUUCCUACAUAACAAGCGGUAUGAUGUAUAUGGAAAUUGGUUUUUAUGGUACAAUUAUUCCAUUUGGAGCUCGUCAUUCUCAUUUAUGGAUUACGUUUAAAGAAUCUUUACCAGUGAAAGGAAAUUACAAUUAUGACCAGUCACCAAGCCCAGCCAUUAUCGCUGCCAUUACUUUUGGUAGUGCGGUGCUUGCAAUCAUUAUGGUAACAGUUUUGUGUUAUUUAUGCCGGCGGCAGAAGGACAUUGAUGAUCCGCUUUUGGCCAACGCUUUAGAGAAACAGAGUCAAAUGAUGAUGAAAAAGAAGGAUUGA